Conger conger (European conger) is the source of this 462-nucleotide messenger RNA. It is a transcript of the gene acbd6, whose product is annotated as acyl-CoA binding domain containing 6. The transcript has 5 exons. The record is from RefSeq and is a predicted model, not a curated record. Gene Ontology annotation, molecular function: protein binding; fatty-acyl-CoA binding. Lineage: Eukaryota; Metazoa; Chordata; Actinopteri; Anguilliformes; Congridae. The coding region runs from base 1 to 462 and encodes 153 amino acids.
AUGGCGGAGGGGAAACAGGUUGAAGACAAGGAUAUAUUUGACCACUGCAGAGAAAACAACAUUGAUUAUGUCACCAGGACCAUCGACUGCAAGAAAGUGGAUGUAAAUAUAAAAGAUGGGGAGGGGAGGAACAUGCUGCACUGGGCCUGUGAUCGGGGGCAUACUGACCUGGUGUCGGCCCUGCUGCAGAGAAACGCCAAAAUCAACAGCCAGGAUGGUGAAGGUCAAACAGCAUUGCACUAUGCCUCUGCCUGUGAGUUUGCCGACAUCGUGGUGCUGCUGCUGCAGGCCGGAGCGGACCCCUCCAUUAGGGAUCAGGAGGGCUGCUCGCCGGAGGAAGUGACUGACUGCAGGGCGAUCUCCGCUCUGCUGCACCAGUACACCACCACAGGCAGCACAGAGGGGCUUCACACUCCCCGCAGCUCCUACCCUCCUACAGCUCCCACAACACUGACACGAUGA